UCUAGCUAUAAAAUAGCUAGGCUGGCAACAGUGAACGCUACAGCAAAGCGGACCGACCGGCAAUUGUGAUUUAAUUGUUGAUAUUUUAAGUUGAAAAAAUAAGACAAAAUGGGACCAUCAGAGUUUAAAUUGAAUAACCCACCUGAGGACCUCAUAUCUGCAGUGAAAUUCGGAUCCAAAUCAAAUCAGUAUCUGGCAGCUUCAUCAUGGGACGGCACGCUUCGGUUUUACGAUGUGGCGGCAAACUCAAUGCGCCAAAAAUUUGUACAAGAUGCCCCCAUCUUGGAUUGUGCCUUUAUGGAUAUUGUGCAUGUGGUAAGCGGUGGUCUGGACAAUCAACUGCGUCUAUACGAUGUGAACACACAGGCAGAGACUGUGGUGGGCGCCCACGAUGAGCCCAUUCGUUGUGUGGAACAUGCCGAGUACGUGAAUGGCAUACUGACUGGCAGCUGGGACAAGAAUGUCAAGUUGUGGGACAUGCGGGAGAAGCGCUGCGUGGGAUGCUUCGAACAGAACAACGGCAAGGUUUACUCCAUGUCUGUAAUUGACGAGAAGAUUGUGGUGGCGACCUCUGACCGCAAGGUUCUCAUUUGGGAUUUACGAAAAACCGAUAGCUAUAUCAUGAAGCGAGAAUCAUCGCUGAAGUAUCAAACCCGCUGUAUUCGUCUGUUCCCCAAUAAGGAGGGCUAUGUCAUGUCAUCCAUUGAGGGUCGUGUGGCCGUCGAGUACCUCGAUCAUGAUCCCGAGGUGCAGCGUCGGAAAUUUGCAUUUAAAUGCCACCGCAACAGGGAUCACAAUAUUGAGCAAAUUUAUCCGGUUAAUGCUGUUAGCUUCCACAACAUUUAUCACACAUUUGCCACCGGCGGAUCAGAUUGUAUUGUUAACAUUUGGGAUGGCUUCAACAAGAAACGUCUGUGCCAGUUCCACGAAUAUGACACAUCUAUAUCAUCACUCAACUUUAGUUCCGAUGGCAGUGCCCUUGCCAUCGGCUGCUCCUACUUGGAUCAAGUGACAGAGCCACCAGCUUCAGUUCCAAAUCCUGCUAUUUACAUACGUUACCCAACAGACCAGGAAACAAAGCAGAAAUAAACUAACAGUUUUAUAGCUACUAUCCAUAAGUUAACGGAUAUAAUAAAUAAUAACUAAUGAUAUACGA
Molecule: messenger RNA, 1156 nt
Organism: Drosophila innubila
Lineage: Eukaryota; Metazoa; Arthropoda; Insecta; Diptera; Drosophilidae
Gene: Bub3
Product: mitotic checkpoint protein BUB3
Exons: 2
Coding region: 109-1089 (326 amino acids)
Biological process (GO): mitotic spindle assembly checkpoint signaling
Cellular component (GO): mitotic checkpoint complex; kinetochore; bub1-bub3 complex
Molecular function (GO): ubiquitin binding
Source: RefSeq, a predicted model, not a curated record